Molecule: messenger RNA, 830 nt
Organism: Temnothorax curvispinosus
Lineage: Eukaryota; Metazoa; Arthropoda; Insecta; Hymenoptera; Formicidae
Exons: 2
Coding region: 136-540 (134 amino acids)
Source: RefSeq, a predicted model, not a curated record
UAACGUCAGCUUUGCAGAGCAUCGAGCGAGACAGUCAACACGAAUCAUUGUCUCGCUCUCGUUUAAAAUGAAAGCGGCAGGCGUAAACCCGGUUCCCGACAUUUAUCCGGACAGCACCAAGUAUCUGUUAUUUUAAUGAAUGCCGCGGAAGUACAUGUUUGUACACCUUUAACGAGGCAUACGCGAAUAAAUCCCGGUAAAACCGACUCUCGCACGCAAGAUUCAUCCGGCACGUUUCCAUACGCGCGUCCCAGAGAGCGUGGAAGAGUGUCGAGCACAGUACCCAAUAAUGGCAGGAUAAAUCUGUGCAAUCGCACUUCAUAUGGGAGAAACGGCUUGUUGCGACCCGCGAUAGCACAUCUCUCUCGUACGAGUAGUACAUUAAUCCUCUUCGAAGUGGAAGUGGCCCGUGUCACACGCAGAGUUUCACAGGAUGACGAACCGUUUCCCUCCCGAAAUAUAGUAUUCCCAUCGAUCAGCCAGCGCUCACUUAGUAGAAUUCAGAUCGCCGUCUUCGCAUCGAAGCAUUGUCUGGCUUGAAGCCCGUACGUCACUAAUGGGAGUAUGCGCGACCCCAGAUACCCCGGCUGCAUGACAAAUGCACUAAUCGGCCUUCAGUAUAGAAUCGUUACGCCCGCGCAAAGCUAUGAGUGAUUACUUUGACCCGACGACGGCAACGCUUCGAUGAAUAUUGAACGGAAGAACGCGAUUACAUAUUCCGGAGACAAUGCCGUAAUUUUACAGUGACGAGGGAAAGUAGAACUUGGUCGGAGCCUGGAUUUUCAAACAUCGGCGCGUAGCGUUUUAAUUUAAAAAAGUGCAAAAUAAAU